UGGAUCAUGGCGUUAUGCUUUUAUUUGUCAGAAGUUGACCGGAAGUUUCCCGUCUUCUCAUUAAAGUAUUCUGACAGUGGUGCGUCCAGGCGGCGGAGGCACACACAAAGAAAGGGCCCCCAGGCUCGGUAUGUCGGAUGAAGAUUCCCGUGCCAGCACAAGCUCUUCCUCCUCUUCAUCUUCCAUUCAUCAUCAUCAGCAGCAGCAGGAAGUAAACCCCUCAAAGAAGCGAGAGAGCAAAGUCAGCAUGAGCAAGACCUCCAAGCUUCUGUCUACCAGCGCUAAAAGAAUUCAAAAGGAACUGGCUGACAUUACACUGGAUCCUCCUCCGAACUGCAGUGCCGGCCCUAAAGGAGACAACAUCUAUGAGUGGCGGUCCACCAUCCUGGGCCCCCCGGGCUCCGCGUAUGAGGGAGGAGUGUUCUUCCUGGACAUCGCCUUCACACCAGACUACCCCUUUAAACCCCCCAAGGUGACGUUCCGCACCAGGAUCUACCACUGCAACAUCAACAGCCAGGGUGUGAUCUGCCUGGACAUCCUGAAGGACAACUGGAGUCCUGCCCUCACCAUCUCCAAGGUCCUGCUGUCCAUCUGCUCCCUGCUCACCGACUGCAACCCUGCGGACCCCCUGGUGGGAAGCAUCGCCACACAGUACACCACAAACAGACCAGAACACGACAGGAUAGCCAAACAGUGGACCAAACGCUACGCCACAUGAUCAGCAGAGCGGCCACUGCUGGGACAACUGGGGGGUUGGGUGGGAGUUGAUUUGUAGCAAAGGUGUGUGUGUGUAUGUUUGGGGUGGGGGGAUUUUUACCUUGCAGCUAAAGUCUUAACUUGUUUAUUGUAUUUUAAAUUGUCUGCAGCCCGACUGUAACCCCAUGUUGUAGCCUGAGCUCCAGGAUGGCUGCUUCCUGGAGUCGCCAUGACUACCAGUCAGAUGUUUGGUGUUUGCUUCUCCUCCAGAACGUGAAGUUGAUUCACUCAUGUAGACAUGUUUAGGUGUGGAUGGAUGUUGGUUGUGAUUUGUGUUCGGACUGUUCUGUUUCUCCCUUUGAAAGAAUUAAACAAAACCAAGAA
Messenger RNA from Xiphophorus couchianus (Monterrey platyfish), 1080 nucleotides. RefSeq names its product ubiquitin-conjugating enzyme E2E 1 (gene ube2e1). The record is from RefSeq and is a predicted model, not a curated record. The transcript is spliced from 6 exons. NCBI's taxonomy places the organism in Eukaryota, Metazoa, Chordata, Actinopteri, Cyprinodontiformes, Poeciliidae. The coding region runs from base 131 to 718 and encodes 195 amino acids.